AUGUCGAAACCUACCGUUCUCCUGAUCGGAGGAUUGGCACACAUAAAUAAAGAGUGGGAAGGCUUGGGCUCGAAAUACAAUCUGAAAGAGUUCCGAAAGGGCACCCGCGAGCAAUUCCUCUCCAACUGCAGGGCCGGCCAGUACGACGACGUAGUGGCUCUCUAUCGGUCCAACCAGUCCACAUCAGAAACAGGUCUCUUUGAUCAAGAGCUGGUCUCUGUCCUGCCCCGGUCUCUGCGAUACAUCUGCCACAACGGGGCCGGAUAUGACAAUAUUGAUGUGGACGCUUGCACCCGAAGGGGACUUCGGAUAUCCAGCACCCCGAUUGCCGUUGAUGACGCCACGGCUGAUGUCGGCAUCUUCCUGAUGCUGGGCGCGCUGAGACUGGCAUGGGUGCCUUUGGUGGCGAUCAGAGAAGGCCAAUGGCGGGGGAAGGCCCAACUCGGACACGAUCCAAAGGGCAAAGUGCUCGGUAUCUUGGGAAUGGGCGGCAUUGGUAGAGCAAUGGCUCACCGAGCACGAGCAUUUGGAAUGAGGAUUGCCUACCACAACCGAACGCGCCUGCCGAAAGAACUCGAGGGCGAUGCGACAUACCUCAGCUUCGACCAAUUACUCGCGCAGUCCGACGUUCUCAGCCUCAAUCUCUCUCUCAACACCAAGACGCGACAUAUAAUAUCUGCGCCCGAAUUCGCAAAAAUGAAGGACGGAGUGGUCAUAGUCAACACGGCUCGAGGAGCCCUGAUCAACGAGAAAGACCUGGUGGCAGCGCUCGAGAGCGGCAAGGUGUUUUCAGCGGGGUUAGACGUGUUCGAAGAGGAGCCCAAGGUGGAGGAAGGGUUGCUGAAGAAUGAGAGCGUCUUUAUCGUGCCACAUAUUGGCACCAGUACCUACGAGACACAGCGGGAGAUGGAGUUGUUGGUGUUGCAGAACCUGCAGAACGCGGUGGAUCAAGGGUCUCUGUUGACACCCAUUGCGGAGCAGAAAGGAAAGCUGAACGAGCAUUUAUGA
This is a messenger RNA of Cladophialophora psammophila CBS 110553, 1008 nucleotides long. RefSeq names its product D-3-phosphoglycerate dehydrogenase. Bases 1 to 1008 code for a protein of 335 amino acids. Lineage: Eukaryota; Fungi; Ascomycota; Eurotiomycetes; Chaetothyriales; Herpotrichiellaceae. Gene Ontology annotation, molecular function: glyoxylate reductase (NADPH) activity; hydroxypyruvate reductase [NAD(P)H] activity; NAD binding. The record is from RefSeq and is a predicted model, not a curated record. The transcript is spliced from 2 exons. Gene Ontology annotation, cellular component: cytosol.